Messenger RNA from Monascus purpureus, 983 nucleotides. NCBI's taxonomy places the organism in Eukaryota, Fungi, Ascomycota, Eurotiomycetes, Eurotiales, Aspergillaceae. The record is from the annotation of a GenBank genome assembly.
GGAGAAAAGCCAAGGAACUGACAGGUCAGACGGCGACCUGACAUUACUUAUUUCUCUGCCUUUGGAAUAAGGCUGGAAUUCAAUUGUGAUUGUUCGUCUUUCCCUCGCUUUUCCUUCGCACUCUAUCCGAGUCUCACAUCAUCUUCCCGUGCCGUUGCCGUCCCAAAAUCAUUAUGGCCGCCCGCAAAACGAGGAUUCUCUGCCUUCACGGCAUGGGCACCAGCGGCUCCAUCUUCAACUCCCAGACAUCGUCAUUCCGCCCUCUCCUCUCCGACCUUGACAUCGAAUUCAACUUCAUCGAUGCCCCGUAUCUCUCCGCCCCCGCGCCAGGCGUCGACCUGUUCUUCGACCCUCCAUACUACUGUUUCUGGCCAGAGGCUACCGUCGAAGCCGUCCGAGCAGCCCGCACGUGGCUGAAUGACCUCGUCGCCCGAACGGGCCCCUACGACGCCGUCAUGAUGUUCUCUCAAGGCUGCUCCCUCGGCGCGAGUGCUUUCCUCCUACAUCAGGCUGAGACGCCCCACCUCCCGCCCCCAUUCAAGGCAGCCAUAUUCAUCUGCGGUGGUGCACCCCUGCCGACCCUCGAGAGCCUGGGGUUCGAGAUUCCCCAGUCUGUCUGGGACCGGGAGCGGGCGUCUCGCAAAGAGCUCGCGGAACAGGCGGAUUCCGCUGCGAUUCUGGCGCGCGGUGCAGCGCGGUGGGCGGGAACGGACGACUCCUCGGUUAUUUCGGAGGAGGAGACUCGCAAGGAGAUUCAGGGGCCUUAUAAGAUCCCCGUGCCUACGGUUCAUAUUUACGGGUCCAAGGAUCCGCGGUAUGUCGCGGGGAUUCAUUUGUCGGGGCUCUGCGAUGCAAGCAAGAGAAAGACUUAUAAUCACGGCGGGGGGCAUGAUAUUCCCCGGAAGACAGACGUGAGUCAGACGAUUGCGGAUUUGGUGCGAUGGGUGUUGGCGGAGGCUGGCGUUGUUUCGACUGCCAAAUAA